Racocetra fulgida is the source of this 1207-nucleotide messenger RNA. The record is from the annotation of a GenBank genome assembly. Lineage: Eukaryota; Fungi; Glomeromycota; Glomeromycetes; Diversisporales; Gigasporaceae.
AUGCGUCAAUUAAAAAAUCAUGGUCGUCGUUCCUCCUCUGUAAUUUCUAAAAAAAUGGAUUCAGCAGUUGUAUUAUUCGAAGAUAUUAAAAGAAAAGAAAAAGAAAUCGACGAGCAUGAUUCAUUCCUUUGCGAAAACGAUAACAUAACAGAGCACUCUUCGAAAAAAGAUAAAAUCUGUCAUUUUGAAAAAAUCCCUUUGGAAAUUAAAAUUAAAAUUUUCAAAUGUUUGGAAAUAGAUGAAAUCGUUAAGCAUAUUAAUCUUAAUUGGUGUCAACAAAUAAAUUCGGUGGGAAUAGAAUAUUUGGUAAAAGGUUGUCAAGAAUUGGAAUGCUUAAAAAUUAAUGGUCUUUCAAAAAUUUCGGAUCAAUUGAUGCUGAACAUAGCAUUAUUGCCAAAUCUUAAAAAUUUAUCAAUGGAAUCAUGUCCAACAUUAAAUGACGAACAUAUUUCCACUCUACUCAAGUAUCAACCAUCACCAUCUCCUUUAACUCAUAUAGAUUUAUCCAAUAAUCAACUUUUAACCGAUGAAACUUUAAAAGAACUAGGAAAUUCAUGUCCGGAACUAACUCAUUUAGAAGUUCACGAAUGUACAAAUUUCACUGAUGACGGUUUCAUAUAUAUUGCAUCUAAAUGUACAAAACUUGAGGUGAUCGAUUUAGAGGAUUGUCCGUGCAUUAACGAUGAGGUGCUUCAAUCAUUCGCUGCUCAUCUUUCAGAUCUUAAAAAGAUCUGUUUAAGUUAUUGUGAACUAAUUACAGAUGAUGGAGUAAUUACACUUUUACAACAAUGCACAAAGAUAUCUCGUAUUGAUCUUGAUCAUUGUCAGUUGCUAACCGAUGCGGUUUUACAUAACCUUUCUUUAAUAUUGAAUGAUAGUAAGGUGAAUUAUAUGGAAGUAGAGAUAUUUGAUUGUCGAAAUAUUUCAAUUUCAGCGGUUAGAGAAACUGUAAAGAAAGCUACUGAUUCUGGUGUGCAUUUAAAGCUUAAAGGAUAUUACGCGUGGCAGGCUAAUAACAAUACAGAUUCCGAUGAUGAUGAUAAUGGGGGAAGAAUUGGUGGUUCUAGUUGGGUUAGAAACAAUAGGUUAAUUAGACGUCUUACGGGUACACAUGGUAGUUCAUUACGAAGUCAUUUAGGUGCUACAUUUCGUAUUAGAAGUACUAACAGAGACAAUAAUAGAGGUGGAACUAGGCCGAAUUAUACAG